Oryzias melastigma (Indian medaka) is the source of this 2159-nucleotide messenger RNA. RefSeq names its product poly(U)-binding-splicing factor PUF60. The record is from RefSeq and is a predicted model, not a curated record. The transcript is spliced from 12 exons. Gene Ontology annotation, biological process: regulation of alternative mRNA splicing, via spliceosome; alternative mRNA splicing, via spliceosome; mRNA splice site recognition. Bases 247 to 1830 code for a protein of 527 amino acids. Gene Ontology annotation, molecular function: RNA binding. NCBI's taxonomy places the organism in Eukaryota, Metazoa, Chordata, Actinopteri, Beloniformes, Adrianichthyidae. Gene Ontology annotation, cellular component: catalytic step 2 spliceosome; precatalytic spliceosome.
UCUGCUAAAUUAUAAUUUUGCAGAUAUAUUUGCGUACUUUGUGUGAACAAAAGUGCAGAUUUCAUCUACUAUUCAUUGUAAUGAUUGCCUUACGUUAGCUAAUGUUAGCUAGCUUUUUGCUACCAACAAAGAAUUUGUUGAAUUGCUAAACCUUCCCGGUCAGUGUUCCUCCCCUUGGGGGUUUUCCUGCUUCAGUCUGGUGGACCCAACCAUUAGUGUGUUGCAUAGGGAGGUGAAGCCCUGAAGAUGGAGAAUGGACAAGGCACAGGCUCCAAGCUUGGCCUGCCGCCUCUCACUCCAGAGCAGCAGGAGGCUCUGCAGAGGGCAAAGAAGUAUGCCAUGGAACAAAGCAUUAAGAGUGUGUUGGUGAAGCAGACCAUUGCCCAUCAGCAGCAGCAGCUCACCAAUCUGCAGAUGGCAGCAGUGACAAUGGGCUUUGGAGAUCCUCUCUCACCUUUACAAUCGGUGGCAGCUCAGAGGCAGCGUGCGCUGGCAAUCAUGUGUCGGGUUUACGUGGGCUCCAUUUACUACGAGCUGGGAGAGGACACCAUCCGGCAGGCCUUCGCCCCCUUCGGCCCCAUCAAGAGCAUCGACAUGUCCUGGGAUUCCGUCACCAUGAAGCACAAGGGGUUUGCCUUUGUCGAGUACGACGUCCCAGAAGCUGCUCAGCUGGCUCUGGAGCAGAUGAACUCAGUCAUGUUGGGGGGGCGAAAUAUUAAGGUUGGGCGGCCAAGUAACAUCGGUCAAGCGCAACCCAUCAUUGACCAACUCGCAGAAGAGGCGCGCGCCUAUAACCGAAUCUACGUCGCGUCCGUUCACCCGGACCUGUCAGACGAUGACAUCAAGAGUGUAUUUGAAGCCUUUGGAAGGAUCAAGUCUUGUAUGUUAGCCAGAGAUCCCACUUCAGGGCGACACCGAGGCUUCGGCUUCAUCGAGUACGAAAAGCCUCAAUCAGCCAUCGACGCUGUUUCUUCAAUGAAUCUUUUUGACCUGGGGGGUCAGUACCUGCGUGUUGGCAAAGCUGUGACCCCGCCCAUGCCCCUACUAACUCCCACAACCCCAGGUGGGCUUCCACCUGCUGCAGCCGUGGCUGCGGCGGCAGCCACUGCUAAGAUUACGGCCCAGGCAAGUAUGAAUCCCUUCCAAAGGGAUUUAAUGGCCUUCCAGGAGGCUGUAGCUGGUGCGUCAGUCUUGGGGGCUUUGGCAGCGCCCCAACUUCUCGGUCAGCAAAUAGGAAUACCUCAAGCUGUCAUGGCUGCCCAGGCUCCAGGAGUCAUUACAGGUGUGACUCCAGUGCGUCCUUCCAUACCGGUGAUUCCACAAGUGGGCUUGGUGAACCCCGUUCUGGCGUCGCCGCCGGUCCUUUCUAACCAAGUGGCCAGCGCCAGCCAGCAAGAGAAGAAAGAGGAGAAGGAGGAGGCUCUCCAGGACGGAACGGGCCAGGAGAUGCUGAGCGACCAGGAGCACAUGAGCAUCUCGGGCAGCAGCGCCAGACAUAUGGUGAUGCAGAAGCUGCUCAGGAAGUCUGAGUCUACGGUGAUGGUUCUCCGGAACAUGGUCGGUCCAGAGGACAUUGACGACGACCUGGAAGGAGAAGUGACGGAGGAGUGCGGCAAGUUCGGCACCGUCAACCGGGUCAUCAUCUACCAGGAAAAGCAGGGCGAGGAGGAGGAUGCAGACAUCAUCGUCAAGAUCUUUGUUGAGUUUUCCGCGGCCUCAGAGAUGAACAAAGCUAUCCAGGCUCUCAACGAUCGCUGGUUCGGAGGUCGGAAGGUCGUCGCUGAAGUCUACGACCAAGACCGUUUUAACAGCAGCGACCUCUCUGCGUGAAGAUUGAAACGGUUCAGCAGCUCAAACCCGGUCUAGUCGCCCACUCGGUUCCUUCACUUGUAAUUAUGUUUUUAUUUUCUCUUUUAGAAAAAUUUUUAAAAAUAAAAAAAAAAGCUGUUGUUGGUUAAAGCUCCAUGGGGAGUAAUUCAUCUGUUUUUUUUUCUUCUCUGUGAUCUAUGAAAAACCUUUUUGUGCAGAUGUUUCUUUUUUUUUUUUUAAACCAAACUCAUUAAAUGUCUUUUUUUUUCUAGUUUUUUUUCUGUUAUGAAACUUACUGGACAUGUCAACAGUUUUCUUUUUACGAUUAAAGCGUAUUGUUGGUCCACUAA